Molecule: messenger RNA, 6209 nt
Organism: Conger conger (European conger)
Lineage: Eukaryota; Metazoa; Chordata; Actinopteri; Anguilliformes; Congridae
Gene: miga2
Product: mitoguardin 2
Exons: 16
Coding region: 217-2010 (597 amino acids)
Biological process (GO): mitochondrial fusion
Source: RefSeq, a predicted model, not a curated record
GCCCCUAUGGAAGCGACAUGUUAGUAUGUGAAGUGCAGAAGGGAAAAUGCCCUUCUCCACCGGGUGAUCAUACUGCUGCAAAGGCUGAGGGAAGCAUGGAGCUCAGAGAUUACUAAAGACACUGGGCCAGUGGGCGCUGACUGGACCCUGUUUACACAGGGCUGGGGCUCAAUGUGAGCAGCAGUUCAGCAGUGUUGUAGCCACUGCCAAGCUGAGAUGUCAAUGAGACGGACGGAGGGGGUGUCCAUUGUCCAGGCCUUGGCCAUGACUGUGGCUGAGAUACCUGUGUUUCUCUAUUCCACCUUUGGCCAGUCCAUUUUCUCCCAGCUGCGUCUCUCGCCCAGCCUAAAGAAAGUGCUGUUUGCCACAGCGCUGGGAAGCGUGGCCCUUGCACUCACUGCCCACCAUCUGAAGAGGCGUGGUCGCAAGAGGAAGCAGGUGGCCGCCGCAAAGGAAGCCCAGAAAGCUCCGGCCGUGCCUGAGACCUUACUGAGAGCAGGGAGGCAGUCGUCACUCAAGAGAGGCCAGUUUCCAGGCCGGCAGGUGAUGAGCCCCAGCACCAGGAGCAAUGACACCAUGAGUGGCAUUUCCUCCAUUGCCCCGAGCAAGCAUUCAAGUUCUUCUCACAGUCUGGCCUCUAUGCGGGUUCCACUGUCACCAAGUCAGUCAGCAAACCCGACCACCCCUUGGGAGACGGAGCCAGUGGAAGAAGAGCCGGGAGCAAUGGAGGAUUCCAAUGCAGAGAACCUGUAUAUCAUUGGAAUGGAGCUGUUUGAGGAGGCGUUGCAGAAGUGGGAGCAGGCCCUGAAAAUUCGUCACGGGAGCCAAUCCGGAGUCUCGGACAGCUCCAGCCUUGUCGCCAAGGGGGCAGCGCUCCCUGAGAAGCCAGCGACUGAUACGAAGAAUAAAGUCUUUGCAGAGAAGCUGGAGACCCUUCUGCACCGGGCGUACCAUCUCCAAGAAGAGUUUGGGACUACCAUCCCUCCGGACAGCCUGCUGACAGACUUUGAGAGCGAAGGGACCCUCAUCCUACCCCAUGUGGAAAGCCUGAAUCGAUUGAGAGAGGACGAUGCCUCCACUGUUUCUUCUGAAGACUCUUUCUUUUCUGCAGCUGAGCUGUUUGACGCAUUCUCGCUGGAGGACGCGUACCAGCCACUGAGGCCUGCGGCUCUGUAUGAAGAAGCGCUGGCUCUGGCGAGGGAGCGCAGCGUGUACUGCAGAUCUCUCAGGACGGAGCUCUUGGAGUGCUAUGGCGAUGAGGACUUCCUGGCAAAACUGCACUGUGUGAGACAGGCCUUUCAGGUGCUCCUGCUAGAUGAGACUCAUCGGGUGUUCUUCUGCGAGACAGGGAAACAGAUGAUCACAGGACUCAUGUGCAAAGCCAACAAGAGCCCGAAGGGAUUUCUGGAGAGCUACGAGGACAUGCUCCGCUACACCCAGAGGGAAGAGACGUGGCCUACCACCAAGAAGGAGCUGGAGGGGCGGGGGGUGGUAUGCAUGAACUUCUUCGACAUUGUGCUGGACUUCAUCCUCAUGGAUGCUUUCGAGGACCUGGAGAGCCCGCCCUCCUCAGUGGUGGCUGUGCUCAGGAACCGCUGGCUCUCCGACAGCUUCAAAGAGACGGCACUAGCAACUGCAUGCUGGUCCGUUUUGAAGGCCAAGAGACGCCUUCUGUUGGUUCCCGAUGGCUUCAUAUCACACUUUUAUGCCAUUUCUGAGCAUGUGAGUCCAGUUCUGGCUUUUGGAUUCCUGGGUCCCAGACAGCACCUCGGUGAAGUGUGCACCAUCUUCAAGCAACAAAUUGUACAGUACCUGAAGGACAUGUUCGACCACGAUAAAGUUCGCUUCACGACCGCUCAGUCACUGGCGGAUGACAUUCUCAGCCUGUCUCAUCGGAGGAGCGAGAUCUUGCUGGGAUAUCUAGGCAUCGACAGCCUCCUGGAGGCUAACGGCAGUCUGCCCGUUGGGCACGGUGGAUCUGCAGAGCACCAGAGUGAUGGCCAGGACUAGCGUUGCGGCCGCAGGACUCGACCGAAACGUUCAGUAUGAUUCCAUCUGUCCUCAUCCUGGGAUAAUCACUUUUUAAAACCUUCAGUGUCGUGUCUGAGAUCCCCCUGCUAUUUCAGCCUGUAGAAAACCUGAGACGCCGUCUUUUCACAGAACUGGGGGUAAACAUUUUGACCCGGCAUUGGCCAAAUUAAUGACUUGCAGUGUAUCCAUCAAGUCCAUGACUGACUACCUAUUUACUCCCAUGGAAAAAGUGGUUUGACUUUUGAAAGAAGGAACUGCAUGAUAAUUAAAGAAGAGAGUGUCUCAGUUCAAGGGGCUAUGUAAUAAACUGCUUCAUGAAAUCCAUCAUGGUUCUGAAAGUGGCAUGGGUGGUGAUUGCUCCUCUGCGUAUCUCCUCCUGUCAGUGUGAGGUAAAAUGUGUGAGAAUGAUCAUGCAAACCACUGUUAUGCUGCUAUGUUCACGCAAACAAGUGUUUGCAAAGACUGUGUUAAACGUCAACAUUAUGGCCUGUACUGCAGAUUCUGGGGUGAGUAGUAACAUUCCAGCGACUGACUCCAUAGUCAACUCCAGAGAAACCUGUGAAGGUGUGGCCUCAAAGCAGCAAAUCCAUACAAGAGCAAAACCCAAUCCCAUUUUUUUUUCCUACCUGGAUAAUUGAUUCAUGAUUAUUCUGGUGUCGGCUUGUUGAUGCUUAUUCUGGUCUUCUGUUGUAAGGUCAGCCCACCGUGUUUGUGUGUGGUGAUUCACCAGCCAGAUUUGCGGUCUACAAAUUUCCCCCUAAAUGUAGGAACAAACAUGCUUCAACACUUGUGGUAAAUUGUUUCUUCUAAAACUGUCUCUAUAGUAACUUGUGAGAUGUUAGAAGUGGUUCCAUUAAUCAGAAUAUAAAUCAAAAUUUCUGGGCCAUGGUUAAAAAAAGGUUUGUUGAAUGAACACAAAGGGCAUUAUGCUGACUUUUCUAUGUAGGACUUCACAACAUAAAUGCUCCUAUGUCACUGAUAUCUAUAACCUAAUCUCCCUGUCUACUUUGAGCAUAUUUGCACUAUUUUCUUUUUCCUUAAUUUUUAGUAAAGUGGAAUCUCAUGUACUAUGAGAUAUUCAUCAUUAAAUCAAUUGGAUAAUAUUUAGUUUUCUUUUGUAUUUGGUCAGUUCUUCAAGUGGAAGUGGGAAGUGUCCUCUAGAAAUAUUUAAUAAGGAAGCUACUGCAUAUUUACAGAUAAACUAAUCAACCCUGAGGGGAGUGAUUAUGGUUUUAUGGGAAUGUCAUUGAAAAUGUUUCUGAAUUAUAGAUUAACUGCAAUCUCAAUCAUUUGGUAGAACAAUCCAUUAUGUAUUGUAAUUUAAUGUUAUUAUUGCUACAGCAAUAUUAUUUUUGGGAUGGAGGGGGGUUGUCCAACACAAGCUUGUAGUUGUCAUAUUUUAGAAAUGCAGUAUGUGGAAAGAUAUGAGAAUGGAGCAUAAAUAAUGACUUGACCAUUGUCUGUAUUUGACAGUCAGUUUGACUGUUAGGUUGAACAAAUAAAAGGAAAGACAAAUUUAAAGUAUAUAAAAGAUACCCACUGUAAUCAAAUGCAAAAUAUUUUUUGCAUGUGGACAUUUACUCAAUUGAUCUAUUUACAGUAAGAAUAUUUUCUAAUGCAUCAUAACUCCUUAACAAUACUGUACACAUUAGGUAGGCAAUGGAAGUUUAGUAUGAUGAUGCACUGAACUUACUUGAAGCCCAGUCAGUGCUUCAAUAUUAAACAUCCUAUAAAUUAUCAUUGUGCCUCCUGACAAGGAGACAUGGCGACAACAAUAAACUGAAUAUGUAUCAUUCGGCAGCAUUGGCUUUAAGAUGUUCCAGAGUAUGUUACAGAGAUUUGUGCAUAUAUUAAUAGACUGCACAGAUUUAUGCACUGAUUUCAGAAUCCAGGUCUUUGUACCUUUUUAAACUGUAUGUAAACAUCCUUUCCUGUGCAUUUAGUUCAUUGAAUACAGUUAGUUAAGUCAUUAAUGUUAUUUAUUUGUUAAUGUGUGUGUGUUAUGGGUAUGCCUUUGAGAUUUUACGGCACCCUGGCAUUUGAGAGAUGCAGGGUUGUUUAAAUGUUUAUGCUUUUUUUUGUUUCAGGAUGUGCCUGUAAAUUGAUAUUUUUUUAAAACUGUUCAUCCUUAGGCCUUUCCCCUCAUCACACCUGAAACAUUGGAAUCCGAUUCCUUGGAAUUUGCUGAGACAAGCAUGACUUUUUAUGGUGGCCAAAGUUAUUUUGUUGUUGAAGCACUGAACUAUAAAUACUGCUUUAAGUGUCCUAUCCAUGCCUUUGUUUUGUAAUCAUGUAAUGCCAGCAAAAUUGUGUCAUUGUGAGUAAUUUGUUUUCAAAUUAAAUCUGUAUUUCUUUUGCCUUUUGUCAAGCCAGCAUGAAUGAAAUGCCUGUCUGUGUAAUUCAGUGUUUGCAUUAUGUUGUCUAGUUAUUCAAAGACAAGUUACACUUUCAGUACACCAUGACAAUACUGAAGUGUGUUGCAGAAAAGACUGUGCUGCAUUGUUAAAAUCAAAGUAAGGUUGUGUGUCAUCUAUUUGUGGCUACAAUUACCUCAUGUAUAGCUUUAUUCAUUUUGCAUCCAAUUCAAACUUCAGAUUUUGCUUUCUGAUGGCAUAUUUAUAUACAGAAUGGUUGGUAAUGGUAACUUGUCUGGGCAGGGUUAUUGUCCAUUGCUUUAUAUUCAAAUUACAGUCUCUAAUGUCGAACAUACAUAAUGAUUUUAAAAUUGAAAGGGAAUGCAUUGUCAUGCUAUACAAGUUUCUUUUUGGGCUGACAGUCUACAUGCAUGUAUAAUCAGGGAUUUGGAUGUCACACCACCAAGAUGUUUAUAUGAUAAUAUCAUUACGAGGCCCGCUGCUUUAAGACUAGAUUACUCAAAUGUUUUAAAAAUACAGUACAGAACUUUGAAUCACACAGUUCACUUGUACUUGAUUUCUGUACUGCUGUUUCUCGUGGUACUACGGGUCUGAGAGGAGGUUGAAUUGAAUGUGCGUUUUUGUGUUCGGUCUUUCUUGACUGGUCCUUCACAAGAAAUACACAGCGCCUUCAUAAGUACUUAGUCAAACUGUAACAACUGUAAGUGGUAUAUUUGGUAUAUAUGUAAGUGGGUAUAUUUUGGGUUGAUGGACUGAUGGAGCAAGUGGCAUCAUGAUGACAUACCAAGCAAGAGACGGGGUACCCAUUUUCUUAUGAGGGACCAUUCAUAGAAAUUGUGUUUUUGCCACAAAUCAUAUUUAUUUAUAUGUUAAAGGUGUGAAGAGUAAACUAACACUGCUUUUUCCUCAAUUUAAGGGAAAAAAUCCGCUGAUUGAGCAGCAUUUAAAAUUACAGUUAAUAGUUUAUAGCUCACUUACUCCUGCAACGCAAUGACAGCGUACUCACUUUACCACUAGAUGGUAAAACAGUAGGAAAUGUAUUGAAAUAAUCUGGUUCUAAACGGUGAUUAUUUUAUGUAUUUGGAUUUUAUGUAUUUGUAAUCUUGCUGAAAAUGAUUGCGCUGCUUAUUUUUUUUGGCAAUCCAACAUCAUGAAAGAUUUGCGAUCUUAUGCCAUAUUCUAUUUCAGAAUUGAUACAAGUUUAAUUGAAAGUUAUGGGUAACACCUGAAAGUAAUCCCUGCAUGAUUCAGCUCAAAUUUAGAAAAUCUAUUAAGUAAGAGCAUUCAGCGCAUUUCAUUCUUCCAUUUCAAUGAGAUAUUGCAAUAUGGCCUGCCACGCUGAAGCACAGUAAGCUACUUUGCCUUAAACAAGUUCUCACCUGAACCAACCAUUUGACAGGCUGGUACACAAUAGAUUCCUUAAAAUGUACUGAAUGGUGGAGUAGCAUUAGGUGUGUAUAUGUUCAGGCUGUGGAGGCACAUUUUAUGGUUUGCCUGUUUUUGUUUGUUUUUCUACUUCAUUCACCUUAGUUACUUGUGCUGUUUGUCAAAGUUGUUGUUUACGAGUUGGCUAAUUGGUUUCUUUUUGUGUUUACCAGUGUGUUAAAGUAAUCAUCUGUACUGUGGCUACAUGUCUAUGUGUCCCAUUUACCUCUUCCCCCGUGUGCCAGAAAGGUGAAAUACCAUAUGGGCUGGGUAAUAUUGUGACCCGAAUGGUGCACAGUAAAAUAACCUUGUUCCUUUACAAGUGCAGACUUGUGAAAUGUCCUUAAUUUGAUUGAAUAAAAUGCAUAAUUUAUGGAG